Molecule: messenger RNA, 4140 nt
Organism: Striga hermonthica
Lineage: Eukaryota; Viridiplantae; Streptophyta; Magnoliopsida; Lamiales; Orobanchaceae
Source: the annotation of a GenBank genome assembly
AUGAUGAUAUCCAGGGGUUUAUUCGGUUGGUCGCCUCCGCAUAUCCAGCCAUUGACGCCCGUUUCCGAAGUAUCGGAGCCGCCCGAGUCGCCCUCGCCAUACAUGGACAUGGGCACAGGGGAAGCUGAGCCGGUGGAGGUGGAGGAGGAGAUCGACCCAGAGGGUGAGGAGAUGGAGCCCCCGCCAGCGGCCGUGCCCUUCUCUAGGCUUUUUGCGUGUGCGGACAAUUUCGACUGGUUUCUAAUGUUUGUGGGGUCCGUUGCAGCUGCCGCCCAUGGUACUGCCCUCGUCGUCUACUUGCAUUAUUUUGCAAAAAUUGUUCAGCUGCUUCGAUUCCAGGGCCCUGACCGAUCUGAUGAUCGGCUCUUCCACGAAUUCACAGAGCUCACUUUAAUCAUUGUUUACAUUGCUGUGGGAGUUUUUGUUGCGGCUUGGAUUGAGGUAUCCUGCUGGAUACUAACUGGAGAACGACAGACUGCUGUAAUAAGGUCAAGAUAUGUCGAAGUUCUACUUAAUCAAGACAUGAGCUUUUUUGAUACUUAUGGGAACAAUGGAGACAUUGUGAGCCAAGUAUUGAGUGAUGUAUUGCUCAUCCAGUCCGCCCUGAGUGAAAAAGUAGGAAACUAUAUUCACAAUAUGGCCACUUUCUUUAGCGGUCUCAUCAUUGGAUUUGUCAACUGCUGGCAGAUAGCUCUUAUUACUUUAGCCAGUGGUCCAUUAAUUGUUGCUGCUGGAGGGAUAUCAAAUAUCUUUCUGCACAGGCUCGCUGAAAAUAUCCAAGAUGCGUAUGCUGAAGCCGCAAGUAUUGCGGAGCAGGCAGUUUCCUAUAUUAGAACUUUGUAUUCAUUUACCAAUGAAACGCUGGCAAAAUAUUCGUACGCUACUUCACUUCAAGCGACACUUAGAUAUGGAAUACUGAUAAGUCUUGUUCAAGGGCUUGGACUUGGUUUCACAUAUGGCCUUGCAAUCUGUUCAUGUGCCUUGCAACUAUGGGUAGGCAGGUCUCUUGUUACUCAUGAAAGAGCCCAUGGGGGAGAAAUAAUAGCAGCCCUGUUUGCUGUGAUACUGAGCGGACUUGGAUUGAAUCAAGCGGCAACAAACUUUUAUUCUUUUGAACAAGGGAGAAUUGCUGCCUACAGAUUGUUUGAGAUGAUUAGUCGGUCAUCUUCUACAGUCAAUCAUGACGGGCUUACUCUUGCUUCUGUUCAAGGAAAUAUAGAGUUUCGAAAUGUAUAUUUCAGUUACCUGUCUCGCCCUGAAAUUCCAAUUUUAAGUGGUUUUUAUCUCACUGUGCCAGCCAAAAAGGCUGUAGCACUUGUUGGCAGAAAUGGGUCUGGGAAAAGCAGUAUUAUUCCACUGAUGGAGAGAUUUUAUGAUCCAACCUUGGGUGAAGUCCUCUUGGAUGGUGAAAAUAUAAAAAAUCUGAAGUUGGAGUGGUUAAGGAGCCAAAUUGGCUUAGUUACCCAGGAACCUGCGUUGCUGAGUUUAAGUAUCAAAGACAAUAUUGCUUAUGGGCGGAAUGUCUCUUUAGAUCAGAUUGAAGAAGCUGCCAAAAUAGCACAUGCACAUGCAUUUAUCAGUUCUCUAGAUAAAGGAUAUGAUACAGAGGUUGGUCGGGCUUCUCUAGUGAUGACUGAGGAACAGAAAAUUAAACUUUCUGUUGCUAGGGCUGUACUGUCUAAUCCAUCUAUUCUGCUUCUGGAUGAAGUCACGGGUGGACUUGAUUUCGAAGCUGAGAGAUCAGUUCAGGAGGCUUUGGAUGUUCUCAUGUUGGGAAGAUCAACAAUAAUAAUUGCUAGACGGCUAAGUCUUAUUAAAAAUGCUGAUUAUAUUGCUGUGAUGGAGGAAGGUCAACUUGUUGAAAUGGGUACACAUGAGGAAUUGAUGAGCUUAGAUGGCCUUUAUGCCGAGCUUCUCAAAUGUGAAGAGGCUACAAAACUUCCUCGGAGCAGUAUUUUUCAAGAACCAUCAUCCCCUAAAAUGGCCAAGUCACCAUCUCUCCAGAGAGUUGCUGGCCACCACAUGUUUCGGCCUACUGAUAUUACGUAUAGCUCACAGGAGUCCCCCCAAAUUCUUAGCCCACCCCCAGAAGAAAUGAUUGAAAAUGGUUCGACAGAUAAAGAGCCAACGAUAAAGAGGCAGGAUAGUUUUGAGAUGCGACUACCUGAGUUGCCUAAGAUUGAUGUUCAUUCCGCACAGCGACCAACAAAUGCUUCAGAUCCCGAGUCUCCUAUUUCCCCACUUUUGACAUCGGAUCCCAAAAAUGAGCGUUCUCAUUCACAAACAUUUAGCCGACCACUUAGACAAUUUGAUAAUGUUCCUACUACUGUGAAAGAAGCGAAGGGGACCUCCUCUUCUCUGGGGGAGCCAUCCUUCUGGAGGCUUGUGGAGCUUAGCCUUGCCGAGUGGCUCUAUGCUGUUUUAGGGAGCACUGGUGCUGCCAUCUUCGGCUCAUUCAAUCCUGUUCUUGCUUAUGUUAUUGCACUUAUCGUAACAGCAUACUACAGAACAGAUGAGAAGCAUCAUGUACGGCAAGAGAUAGACAGGUGGUGCUUAAUCAUUGCUGGCAUGGGAAUUGUAACUGUAAUUGCCAACUUUUUGCAGCACUUUUACUUUGGUAUAAUGGGGGAGAAAAUGACUGAACGCGUUCGAAGAAUGAUGUUCUCUGCAAUGCUUCGGAAUGAAGUUGGGUGGUUCGAUGAAGAAGAGAACAGUGCUGAUAACCUGUCCAUGCGACUUGCUAAUGAUGCUACUUUUGUGAGAGCUUCUUUCAGCAAUCGACUUUCGAUAUUCAUACAAGAUAGUGCAGCUGUUGUUGUUGCUGUUCUCAUUGGAAUGUUUUUGGAGUGGCGGUUGGCACUUGUGGCCUUAGCUACUCUGCCUGUUCUUAUAGUUUCUGCUAUAGCACAGAAAUUGUGGCUUGCUGGAUUUUCAAAGGGUAUCCAGGAGAUGCAUAGGAAAGCUUCUUUGGUCUUGGAGGAUGCUGUUAGAAAUAUUUAUACCGUUGUAGCAUUUUGCGCUGGAAACAAAGUAAUGGAGCUCUAUAGAGUUCAACUUCGGAGAAUAUUCACGAAAAGCUUUCUCCAAGGAAUGGCUAUCGGUUUUGCAUUCGGCUUUUCUCAGUUCCUUCUUUUUGCCUGCAAUGCUCUUCUCCUUUGGUACACUGCUCUCUCUGUGAAGAAAGGGUACAUGAGUUUGGCCACAGCACUAAAAGAGUACAUGGUAUUCUCUUUCGCAACAUUCGCAUUGGUCGAGCCUUUCGGUUUGGCUCCAUACAUUCUUAAAAGGAGGAAAUCCUUAAAAUCCGUCUUCGAGAUUAUCGACCGAACCCCUAAAAUCGACCCUGACGACAAUUCAGCCUUGAAGCCGGCAAACGUUUAUGGAAGCAUCGAAUUGAGAAACGUCGACUUUUGCUAUCCCACUCGGCCGGAGGUCUUGAUACUCAGCAAUUUUAGUCUCAAAGUCAAUGGUGGUCAAACUGUGGCUGUCGUUGGCGUUUCGGGUUCGGGAAAGAGCACAAUUAUAUCGCUGAUAGAGAGAUUCUACGAUCCAGUUGCCGGUCAGAUACUACUCGACGGGCGAGAUUUGAAAUCUUACAACUUGAGAUGGCUAAGAAACCACCUGGGUCUCGUUCAGCAGGAGCCCAUCAUAUUCGCAACAACCAUAAGAGAAAAUAUCAUAUACGCUAGGCAUAAUGCAAGUGAAGCCGAGAUGAAAGAAGCCGCGCGAAUAGCAAAUGCUCAUCAUUUCAUAAGCAGUUUGCCUCACGGUUACGACACUCAUGUCGGGAUGAGGGGUGUCGAUUUAACGCCCGGACAGAAGCAAAGGAUCGCGAUUGCUCGGGUUAUUCUUAAAAACGCGCCUAUUUUGCUGUUGGAUGAAGCCAGCUCAUCGAUUGAAUCUGAGUCGAGCAGGGUCGUGCAGGAAGCUCUGGAUACUCUGGUAAUGGGGAACAAGACCACGAUUCUUAUUGCUCAUAGAGCGGCUAUGAUGAGACACGUUGACAAUAUAGUUGUUCUUAACGGUGGUCGAAUCGUAGAAGAAGGGACACACGACACUCUAAUGGCGAAGAAUAGUUUGUAUGUUCGCCUGAUGCAACCGCACUUUGGUAAAGGGAUGAGGCAGCGUAGGCUCAUUUAA